AUGGCUGCUGGGCCGCCACCUGGGCCUCCUGCGCGGCGGCACUCCCUGCGGCUCCACGAAGCGAAGAAGGCGACGACGUUUUCCCAAAGCGCGAGCGCCGUGGCCGCGGGGGUGCCCAAGGCCAAAGCGGCCAAAGGCCACCGCUUGGUCACUUACUCAGCUCGGCGCGUGGAGCCGAGCCGUCCGAGUCGUCCGAGCCGUCCGAGCCGUGGUCCAAAGCUGGCCAGAGCCGAGAUCGAGGAGGAGGAGGAGGAGGAGGAUUGCGAUGAAAGCGACGAUGUAUACCCGACAAAAAGUGCAGGCAGCAAUGCCAGGAGCCGGAAAGCCAAGACUGCUGCCAAAGUGGCAACACCGAAGGUUUCAGCGACAGUGGCCGCUUCCACGAGACCUGUCAGGAGCAAGCCGAUGGCGGAGCCUCCAACGCUUCUUUCCCGGCCGUCCCGGCCGUCCCUGCGUUCGGCCUUGAAGCGCUCGACGGCCUCUGUGAGAGAGGCUGAGGCCCAUGCUGGGCCUCCAGUCCAACAGGACUGGGGCGCCUGGCUGACGUCUAACAGAGUCAACGUCAAGAUGCUCCAGCCACAAGCCAGCCGGACCAGGGAAGCUGCAACGUCACAUAAACGGAACGCAGUUGCAGCUGUUGCUUCACCAGCACCUGGAGGCAAGAGCAAGGUCCAGAAGCUUCCGGCAUCUAAACAAUCCAAACCCUCCGUCCGCAAGUCCGACUGGUGGGCUUUGCCAGAGGUUUCGGUGGAGAAGCCGGAGGAGGAGCUUCGGCUGCCCGGGCCGGGGCCACCGGCGCUGCAACGUUCCGGCCACUGCCGGGGCCCAAGGGGCGACUGA
Messenger RNA from Symbiodinium sp. CCMP2592, 840 nucleotides. Lineage: Eukaryota; Dinophyceae; Suessiales; Symbiodiniaceae. The record is from the annotation of a GenBank genome assembly.